AUGAUGUACAAGGUGCAAAACUGUGGCAAGUACGUUUUUGGCGUUAGUGUCCCAUUGCCUGAUACUUCCUCGGAUUUCAGAGAAUCGUCGCAUGGCAACACCAUCGAACUCGACAACAACUCAAACCAGAACGCACUGCCUGCCGCCUCAAGGAAGCCCUCGAUCCACUCAACACAGUCGCGCCUUCUGGUUCCUGCCAUCGUAGUCGUUCUGACCCUGUGGUUGAUGAUGCUGACGGGGACUUCCAAGCACCUAAUUCAGGCAACCGGAAGCUCCCAAUGCCGCAUCAAGCGAACCGCCCUGUGGGAACAGUGUCUGGAACCGUAUCGGAUCGUCGGUGGCCAGUCGGCACACAUCACCGAAGCGCCCUACCAGGUCGCAAUCCGUCGAAUACAGUUCCCAACGCUGUCGGUGUGGCGCAGCAAUAUCAUAUGCGGUGGAUCGCUCAUCGGACCACGUCUGAUCCUUACUGCGGCUCACUGCUUCUCAUCGAGCCUGAUAAAUCCCAACUGGUACCGGGUGACCAUGGGAAGCACAUUCCGAACGAGAUCCACUUCCGGUGCUCAGGUUCGCAGCGUCGAGCAAGUGAUUGUGCAUCCGAACUUCCGCCUGAAUCCGGUGGUUAAGAACGAUAUCGCGCUGGUGGUGUUGGACGAGAAGGUGGAGGAGUCCAUUUCCGUGAAGUUUGUAGAACUCACUUCGAAGUCUGUGGAGGAUAAUAUGGUUUGCUUGAUCACCGGAUGGGGCAGACAGGACUUUUACAACGCCACCAAGCCCAUCUGUAUGAUGAAGGCAACGAUUCCGAUUCUGAAUUUGGACGAAUGUCGCCGGAGGUCAACGUUGCCGAUCGCUGAUGGAUUUUUCUGUGCUGGGUAUUUCGACGGCGGAAUCGAUGCCUGCAGUGGAGACUCGGGUGGGCCACUCGUUUGCAACGGCGUGCAGUAUGGCAUUGUUAGCUUUGGACGUGGAUGUGCCGAGAAGAAUCACCCGGGAGUCUACACUGACGUGUAUCAACAUUUGGAAUGGAUCUCAAGGGAAUCUGUCAAUGGUGCCAGUACGUUGGACCCGUCGUUCAAGAAGAUCUACUGUCGAUCCACAUCAGAUUCCGCAUCUACCAAAUCACUGACGUUGAAAAAAUGUAUCGGCAAAUUUUGCAGCACUACUUCUUCCGGCGGUAUCAACUUAUCCUUUGACGUCCCAGUUCAGACCAACCAAUCGCUACGUACGAGCUGCAAACAUAUCGUCCAGAUUGCGCAAGACGCAGCCGAGAACUAUCCAACCGCAGCCGCGGUAGCCCAGAAGGAUUUUUAUGUAGAUGACUUCCCGUCUGGUGCCGACAAUGCACAGUGGUACAGAAUGCAGAUUUAG
Ochlerotatus camptorhynchus is the source of this 1368-nucleotide messenger RNA. Its product is annotated as plasma kallikrein-like. Gene Ontology annotation, molecular function: serine-type endopeptidase activity. The record is from RefSeq and is a predicted model, not a curated record. The transcript has 6 exons. NCBI's taxonomy places the organism in Eukaryota, Metazoa, Arthropoda, Insecta, Diptera, Culicidae. Gene Ontology annotation, biological process: proteolysis. The coding region runs from base 1 to 1368 and encodes 455 amino acids.